This is a messenger RNA of Lathyrus sativus (Indian pea), 1134 nucleotides long. The record is from the annotation of a GenBank genome assembly. Lineage: Eukaryota; Viridiplantae; Streptophyta; Magnoliopsida; Fabales; Fabaceae.
AUGAACAAUGGUAGUAAUGUGAAAAUGACAAACACAAAGACUAUUCUUCAUGAUCUUUAUGAGAAACAAAGACAGAGUCCUUACUAUGAUAAUCUCUGUCGACCCGUUUCAGAUUUGAUUCCAUUCGUCACUUCUGGAAUCAGAGGUGUUACUACCAACCCUGCGAUAUUUGAAAAAGCUAUAUCAUCAUCAAAUGCUUACAAUCGACAGCUGAGGGAUUUGGUAGAGGCAGGAAAAGACAUAGAAAGUGCCUACUGGGAAUUGGUUGUAAAAGACAUACAUGAUACUUGCAAACUCUUGGAACCAAUUCACAUUGAAUCUGAGGGUGUAGAUGGCUAUGUAUCUGUUGCAGUUUCUCCCAAGCUUGCAAAUGAUACCAAAGGAACAAUUGAAGCAGCAAAAUGGCUUCAUAAAAUGGUUGCAUGUCCAAAUGUUUAUGUUAAAAUUCCUGCAAUUGAUGAAUCCAUUCCUUCGAUAAAGGAAGUUAUUUCUCUUGGAAUAAGUGUAAAUGUCACUCUGAUAUUCUCUCUCCCUAGAUAUGAAGCAGUUAUUAAUGCUUACUUGGAUGGUCUUGAGGCUUCUGGUAUGAAUGAUCUGUCUAAGGUUUCAAGCGCAGCAGCUUUCUACAUCAGUAGAGUGGAUGUUGCAAUUGACAAGAAACUUGACGAGAUUGGUACUGCUGAGGCUCUUGAUCUCACAGGAAAGGCCGCAGUUUCUCAAGCAGUGUUAGCAUAUCAGCUUUACCAGAAAAUGUUUUCGGGUCCAAGAUGGGAGCUCUUGGAGAAGAGAGGUGCCAAGAAGCAAAGAUUGAUGUGGGCAUCAACCAAUGUGAAAAAUUCAUCUUACCCCGAUACUUUUUAUGUUAAUUCUCUUAUUGGACCAGACACGAUUUCAACCAUACCACCAGACCCUGCUCUUAAAGCAUUCAUGGACCAUGGUAUUCUUUCAAGAACCAUUGAUGCAAAAGUAUCAGAGGCUGAAAGCAUUUAUAAUGCAAUUGAGACGCUGGGGAUUGAUUGGAGUUGUGUUGGAUCAGAACUUGAAAACGAGGUGCUGGAUUCUUUCAAAAGAAGCUUUGAAAAUGUGAUUGAAUGCUUGGGAAAGAAGGCAAGAAGGCAAGUGGUAGAUGGAUAG